This is a messenger RNA of Oreochromis niloticus (Nile tilapia), 4853 nucleotides long. RefSeq names its product protein NLRC3-like. The transcript has 8 exons. Lineage: Eukaryota; Metazoa; Chordata; Actinopteri; Cichliformes; Cichlidae. The record is from RefSeq and is a predicted model, not a curated record. Gene Ontology annotation, molecular function: protein binding. The coding region runs from base 104 to 3112 and encodes 1002 amino acids.
AAGCAGCUCACCUGUGUGUCUCUGUUUAGUGCCUAGGUGUGGAGUGGAGCUCCUUGUUCGUGUGUCCAUUUGAAGAAACUGAUUCCUCCACAGAGUGGACCAAAUGAGCUCAGAGGUUCCCAGUGGUCAGUUUGCCCAGCAGUAUCAAACAUACCUGGACUCCAUGUUUAUGCUGCUCGAGGACAAAAUCAUCACUUUUGUAAUGGAUGAACUGAGGAAGAUUCAGAAGGUUUUGAGUCCAGAUUACACAAAAUGUUCAGAAAGUCAGAGGGAGGAUGUGGAUGAAGAACAAUGGAGGACCAUCAGAGAGGCAUUUGCAAAGAUUGCAGUGCACUUCCUGAGGAGAAUGAAACAGGAAGAGCUGGCUGACCGGCUGCAGAGCAAUCUUCCAGCUGCAGUUUGUCAGCGUGAACUUAAAUCUAACCUGAAGAAGAAGUUUCAGUGUGUGUUUGAGGGGAUCACUAAAGCAGGAAACCCAACCCUUCUGAAUCAGAUCUACACAGAGCUCUACGUCACAGAGGGAGGGACUGCAGAGGUCAAUGAUGAACAUGAGGUCAGACAGAUUGAAAAAGCACUCAGGAAACCAUACAGACCAGAAACAACAAUCAGACAAGAAGACAUCUUUAAAGACUCACCUGGAAGAGAUGAACCAAUCAGAACAGUGCUGACAAUGGGAGUGGCUGGCAUUGGGAAAACAGUCUUAACACAGAAAUACACCCUCGACUGGGCUGAAGACAAAGCCAACCAGGACAUCCAGUUCAUAUUUCCAUUCACUUUCCGAGAGCUGAAUGUGCUGAAAGAGGAAAAGUUCAGCUUGGUGGAACUUGUUCAUCACUUCUUUACUGAAACCAAAGACGCAGGAAUCUGCAGGUUUGAAGACUUCCAGGUUGUGUUUAUCUUUGAUGGUCUGGAUGAGUGUCGACUUCCUCUGGACUUCUACAAAACAAAAAUCCUAACUGACCCUAGAAAGUCCACCUCAGUGGAUGUGCUGCUGACAAACCUCAUCAGGAGAAAACUACUUCCCUCUGCUCGUCUCUGGAUAACCACACGACCUGCAGCAGCCAAUCAGAUCUCUCCUGACUAUGUUGACAUGGUGACAGAGGUCAGAGGGUUCACUGACCCACAGAAGGAGGAGUAUUUCAUGAAGAGAUUCAAAGAUGAGGAGCAGGCUAGCCGGAUCAUCUCCUACAUCAAGACAUCACAAAGUCUCCACAUCAUGUGCCACAUCCCAGUCUUCUGCUGGAUCACUGCUACAGUUCUGGAGGAUGUGCUGAAAACCAGAGAGGGAGGACAGCUGCCCAAGACCCUGACUGAGAUGUACACACACUUUCUGGUGGUUCAGGCCAAAGUGAAGAAGGUCAAGUAUGAUGGAGGAGCUGAGACAAAUCCACACUGGGGUCCAGAGAGCAGGAAGAUGAUUGAGUCUCUGGGAAAACUGGCUUUUGAUCAGCUGCAGAAAGGAAACCUGAUCUUCUAUGAAUCAGACCUGACAGAGUGUGGCAUCGAUAUCAGAGCAGCCUCAGUGUACUCAGAAAUGUUCACACAGAUCUUUAAAGAGGAGAGAGGACUGUACCAGGACAAGGUGUUCUGCUUCAUCCAUCUGAGUGUUCAGGAGUUUCUGGCUGCUCUUCAUGUCCAUCUGACCUUCAUCAACUCUGGACUCAAUCUGCUGGGAGAACAGCAAUCAAACUUAAAAAAUCCCCAAAUAUUAAGAAAAAAAUCUAUAUCCUCCAACCUCUACCAGAGUGCUGUGAAGAAGGCCUUACGCACCCCAAAUGGACACCUUGACUUGUUCCUCCGCUUCCUCCUGGGUCUUUUACUGGAGACCAAUCAGAAUCUCCUACAAGGUCUGCUGACACAGACAGAAAUUAGCUUGCAGACCAAUCAAAAAACAGUCCAGUAUAUCAAGAAGAAGCUCAAUAAGAAUCUGUCUGCAGAAAAAAGCAUCAAUCUAUUCCACUGUCUGAAUGAACUGAAUGAUCAUUCUCUAGUGGAAGAGAUCCAACAGUCCCUGAGAUCAGGUAGUCUCUCCCCAGAUAAACUGUCUUGUGCUCAGUGGUCAGCUCUGGUCUUCAUCUUACUGUCAUCGGAAAAAGAUCUGGAUGUGUUUGACCUGAAAAAAUACUCUGCUUCAGAGGAGGCUCUUAUGAGGCUGCUGCCAGUUGUCAAAGCCUCCAACAAAGCUCUACUGAGUGACUGCAAUCUCUCAGAGAAAAGCUGUGAAACUCUGUCCUCAGUUCUCAGCUCCCAGUCCUCUAGUCUGAGAGAACUAGACCUGAGUAAUAACAACCUGAAGGACUCAGGAGUCGACCAUCUAUCUGCUGGAUUGGGGAGUCCAAAAUGUAAACUGGAAAUUCUUAGACUGUGUGGCUGUAACCUCUCUAACAAAAACUGUAAAGGUCUGUCCUCAGUUCUCAGGUCCCAGUCCUCUAGUCUGAGAGAACUGGACCUGAGUAACAACAACCUGCUGGACACAGGAGUGAAGCUUCUGUUUGCUGCAGUGGAGAGUCCAGACUGUAAACUGGAAAUUAUCAGGGUGGAGCCUGCUGGAGUCCGAUGGUUGAGACCAGGUCUGAGAAAGUAUUCCUGUCAACUCACAAUCGACACAAACACAGUCCACAAAAACCUCAAACUGUCUGACAAUAACAGGAAGGUGACACAUGUGGAGGAGGUUCAGUCAUAUUCUGAUCAUUCAGACAGAUUUGAUGUUUGUCCUCAGCUUCUGUGUAGAAAUGGUCUUACUGGUCGCUGUUACUGGGAGGCUGAGUGGAGAGGAACGGUUGACAUAUCAGUGACUUACAGAAGAAUCAGAAGAAAAGGAGGCAGUGAUAACUGUGUGUUUGGAUGUAAUGAUCGGUCCUGGCGACUGAGCUGCACUGAUGAUGGUCCUUGUUCCGUCUGGCACUAUAACAGAGAAACAAUUAUCUCCUCCUCCUCCUCUUCUGUCUCUAACAAAGUAGCAGUGUAUGUGGACUGUGCUGCUGGCACUCUGUCCUUCUACAGAGUCUCCUCUGACACUCUGAUCCACCUCCACACCUUCAACACCACAUUCACUGAAACUCUUUAUCCUGGGUUUACAGUUAGUCCUGGUUCUUCGAUGUCCGUGUGCUAAAAUGAGUCUAAAGAGUGUCCUUGUCAUGCUUCUGGGUUAUGGACCCGGCAUGUGUUUUGGGACUCAUGACUUCCCUUUAUGCAGUUCAAUUCAGUUCAAUUCAGUUUUAUUUAUGUAGCCCCAAAUUACAACAACAGUUGCCUCAAAGAGCUUAAUUUUUUAAGGUAAGAGAAUGAUAAUUUAUUCUUGUUUAUGUUUAUUUUGACCCUUUGUCACUUUCUUUUUGUCCCACUCAUUUCCUCUCCCAUUGUUAUCUCAUGUAUUUGUUGCCUGUAUAGGUUGUCCGUCAACUAGGUCAUUGUAGUCUAGGAGCUUAGAAAGAAAGCAGCUAGACUUCUUCAAAUGUCAUCAAGACAUUUCAACUCUCCUCCAAGAUGGUUCUUCUUCAAAUUGUGGAGUGUCCCAGGCAUUUAAACCCACAUUGGGAGGUGUCCCUUAAGACGGUUGUCUUAAGACCCAUUAUUGAUCAUGUGCCUUAUCACAUGAGCCAAGGUACAUUGUUAAGGUGUCCAUCUCGCCUACCAUCAUACUGAGUUGCAAUUCUACAAAGUCAAAUUUUUCAGACAGUGUGAGAAAUAAAAUGAUGUGUGUUCAUCGGUGCGCCUUCAAACUGCUUCACACUCAAUGAAAGUUAAGUAACACAGACUAUAACAUUAGAUUUCUGUUAAGUUCUCUUCCUUCAGACAAUAAAGGGUCCUUGGCUUUUGGUAACAUUGAUUUGUAGAAGUGCAAUUAUUACUCACACACUGCAUGAUGGCUGCACACUGCCCUUUAUUCUUAGCAGAGCUUAAACCAUAUGUCAGAAUCUCAUAACUCAUAGCCUCAUAACUAAUAACUAAAUAAUAAUUGUUUACCCACUGACAAACAUUUCAGGGUCUACUAAGUAAAAAAAAAAAAAAACUAUUUGUAGUAACUUACUUUUAAAUUACGUUUUUUUCAACCUAGACAUUUCUAGUUCAACACUUAUAAUAAUAUAACACUGUGUGCAAAUGAUUCAAAAAGAAUAAUUAACAACGCUUCUUGUAAUGGUGUUAAAAUCAGCCCAACUUUUAUUUGGAAAUGUAAAAAAGUAUAUGAGCCAACAUACUGAACACUAUUCUGCUAAGCAACAAUCAAUUAUAUGACCAUCAUUGUUAUAAUCUUACAAUGAAACAAAGUCUCAGAUUUACUUAAUGUGAAACUAAGUUUAGGCUUUCCACAACUUUGUGUUGUAGUUACAUUACUGAUAUAAUCAAAAUGUAUUUACUGUUCAGUCACAAGUGCAGCGUGUAGUUUAAGCAACACAUAUGCUGGUAUGUUGUAAUAUUUUAAGGAGGGCUUGUUUCCAGUCCAGGCAUUACUACCUGAAUGACUGUCAUGGAUUUAAGUGAUCUAAAUGUAAGUGCAGAAGAAAGUCUUUAACUUCCCUUAAGUACAGUGGCAGUGGAUGUGGGCUGGACAUUGUUAAGGUUCAUUUUGAGGAGAGAGAGAUGGUGGAGAUCAGAAUAACACACUGACCCUGUCAGGUGGAGUCAACGAAGAUUUUAAUGAAACACACGCAGCGUGGGAGAUAGACACUGGACACAGACAGCAUCAGAUCUCCAUCUCCAAAACUUCAGAACACAGUUUUAUACAUCGGGGUAUUAGAACGCCCCCUCUUGCGUAAAUUACAUGGAUACGUCAACUCAAAACCACAAAUGUUCUGUUUGACAACUUGUGACACAAUUAAAAGGACACUGGCUUCCAUCUUCUCCCCGGUGGU